AUGCUGGAGAACCUUGUACUUACAUCCUCGUUGGGUUGUUGGCAUGGAAUGAAAGAUGAAGCACCUUCUGAACAGAGCAUUUCUGUACAAGCAGUGUCACAGAUCAGGACUCUUAAGGCAGAUUGGUCUUCCCAGAAAGCCCACACCUUUGAGAUGUGUGCCCCAAUCUUGAGAGACAUUUUGCAUUUAGCUGUGCACCAGGGCACGUAUCUUGAGCAGAAAACAUACACAUGUGGGAAACAGUUCUUUGUUACUGCCAGCCUUCAACAGGGGCAGCACGAGAAACCCAACAGAAGUAACAUGGACAGAGCAUCGUUUAUAAAGGGCUACACAGUCCAUGCAUCAGGGAAAUCCGUUACAUGUGAGGAGAUUGGGAAAGACUUUUUAGCCAGCAUGGGAUUUAUCUAUCAACAGCUCACUUACACCAAGGAGGAGCCAAACAAUAGUAACACGUGUGAGUCUGUCUUUCACUGUGGAAAAAGUCAUCACAACUGGGGAGAAUGCAAGAAAACCUUCAGCUGCACAGACACACUUGUUCAGGACCAGAGAGUCCUUGCUAGACUCUUUGGGCUUUAUGAGCUCAACAAAUGUGGGAAAGCCUGCACCAGAAGACGUAAUCUCACUCAGCACCAGGAAGUUCACAGUGAAGAAAGGCCUUAUGAAUGCAAUGAAUGUGGUAAAUGCUUUACUUACUACUCCAGCUUAAUUAUACAUCAGAGAGUUCAAACUGGAGAAAGGCCUUAUGCAUGUGGUGAAUGUGGGAAGUCCUUUAGCCAAAACUACAGCCUCAGUAGCCAUAGGAAAGUUCAUACUGGAGAAAAGCCUUAUGAGUGCAAGGAAUGUGGGAAAUCCUUUAGCUAAAAGUCCAACCUCAUUCAGCAUCAGAAAGUUCACACUGGAGAAAGGCCUUAUGAGUGUAGCGAAUGUGGGAAAUUCUUUAAGCAAAGCUCUAGCUUCGGUUCACAUCGGAAACUCCAUACAGGAGAAAGGCCUUAUGAAUGUGGGGAAUGUGGAAUAUCUUUCAGUCAUAGCUCUAACCUCAAGGACCAUUGGAGAGUUCACACUGGAGAAAGACCUAUUGAGUGCAGUGAAUGUGGGAAAUCCUUUAGCUGCAAAUCUAACCUUGUUAAACACCUGAGAGUUCACACUGGAGAAAGGCCUUAUGAGUGUCCACACCUGGUGGUGGUCCACCUCUGCCACCUGACAGGUCCACACCUGACCACACCUUGUCAGGAGCAGGUGGUGGCAGAUCUCCAUGCCCAGGCGAAUGAGUUCCUGGCAGCCGUGAAUGCCCGUAGUACCACUUGGGAGAGCCUACAGUGCCACCGUGGUACCAGGGAGUGGAUCUGGCUCAGACCCAGUGAGGAGGCCUCAACCACCAAGCACAACAGCUAG
Messenger RNA from Ceratotherium simum simum (southern white rhinoceros), 1395 nucleotides. NCBI's taxonomy places the organism in Eukaryota, Metazoa, Chordata, Mammalia, Perissodactyla, Rhinocerotidae. The record is from RefSeq and is a predicted model, not a curated record.